AUGCGCUUUCUCGGACCCGCUGUUGCUCUCUUGAGCGCGGUCUCCCUCGUCUCCGCAGCACCUUCCCAGCGAACUGACUCUGGUCGAACAACAUGCUCAUGGAACUCUUCCCAAUACACCCCUCCUCCCGUCAUCAGUAGCAAGGGAAUCACAAACCUACAAUUGAUCGCUUUCAACGAGCUCUUCGAGGUCGCCUUUUUCAACGAGCUCAUCACCAACAUCACCGAGAAUGUUCAGGGAUAUCAUUUCUCAAACGCUGAUGACAAGAGUCUUGUCCUGGCCUCAUUGAAGGCCAUUCUCGCUCAAGAGGAACUUCAUGCGAUCCGCGCCAAUAGCGCGCUUUCACACUUUCACGUCAACCCCAUCGAACCGUGCCAAUACUAUUUUCCCGUGAAGGACUUCGACUCGGCCAUCGAACUCGCAAGCAAGUUCACCGAUGUUGUGCUCGGUACUCUACAGGACACGAUCGAGCGAUUUGCCUUGGGCCAUGACUACGAUCUUGCAAGGGAGAUUGCUUCAGUCGUGGCAAAUGAAGGCGAGCAGCAAGGAUGGUUCCGCAUGCAGCAAGGAAAGAUCCCUAGCGAACUCCCAUUUUUGACCACCGGCGACCUCAACUUUGCCUUCACCGCGAUCCAAAGCUUCACCUACCCCGGAAGCUGCCCAAACAUCAAUGAGAUCCCUCUGCGGACUUUCGAGUCACUCGAGAUUGUCACGCCUCCGGGUGCUAAGAGCCAAAACCUCACUUUCUCUUUCCAAGACAACUCCAAUGAGACCAGCCAGUUGUGGAUGACUUAUAUCAACCAGCAAAAUCUUCCCAUCGUCCGGAACAUUUCCUACAUCUCUCAUAGCGGGAACACCAUUACUGCGGAAGCGCUAUUCCCCUACGACGACCAUGAAUUGAACGGUCUUACCAUUGCGGCUGUGACUAAGAAAGACGGUCCUUUCGCGGAUGCCAAUGAGGUUGCCAAGUGGACCUUGGCCGGCCCGGGGUUGAUUAUUGUGAAUUGA
This is a messenger RNA of Penicillium waksmanii, 1008 nucleotides long. RefSeq names its product putative sexual development protein (LsdA). The record is from RefSeq and is a predicted model, not a curated record. The transcript has 3 exons. The coding region runs from base 1 to 1008 and encodes 335 amino acids. Lineage: Eukaryota; Fungi; Ascomycota; Eurotiomycetes; Eurotiales; Aspergillaceae.